AUGAAAGCCCCGAGCCACUUCCCAUUGCCCCUCAACAUUGGCACCGACAUUUGCCAGGUCUCGCGCAUCUUCCGUCUCCUGACGGGGCCCCGCGGCACGCGCUUCCUCCACCGCGUGCUGACGCCCGAGGAGCGCGCCGCCGCCUCGGCCACGCAGCUGCGGCCGCUGCCGGCGCCGGCGGGCCCUCUCGACGGCGGCUUCGAGGCGCUGCGCGCAAACUAUCCAGAGUGGUGGCAACGCUCGACAUUUGUGGCGGGACGUGCCGAUGCGGACUUCCUCCGGGGUUCCAGGGCGAAACAGAAACAGGCUCCUGGGUGA
Messenger RNA from Verticillium dahliae VdLs.17, 318 nucleotides. RefSeq lists its product as uncharacterized. Gene Ontology annotation, molecular function: magnesium ion binding; holo-[acyl-carrier-protein] synthase activity. NCBI's taxonomy places the organism in Eukaryota, Fungi, Ascomycota, Sordariomycetes, Glomerellales, Plectosphaerellaceae. The record is from RefSeq and is a predicted model, not a curated record. The transcript has 2 exons. Bases 1 to 318 code for a protein of 105 amino acids.